Messenger RNA from Lytechinus variegatus (green sea urchin), 1151 nucleotides. RefSeq names its product small ubiquitin-related modifier 3-like. Lineage: Eukaryota; Metazoa; Echinodermata; Echinoidea; Temnopleuroida; Toxopneustidae. The transcript is spliced from 4 exons. Gene Ontology annotation, biological process: protein sumoylation. Gene Ontology annotation, molecular function: ubiquitin-like protein ligase binding; protein tag activity. Gene Ontology annotation, cellular component: nucleus. The coding region runs from base 126 to 401 and encodes 91 amino acids. The record is from RefSeq and is a predicted model, not a curated record.
CCUCUUGUGUCUCCUUUGAAAAUUGUACCCGCGCGCGCAUUCAUUCAUUGUGUGUGCAAAAUUUUGGAUAAACGUUUGUAAAAUACUCAACUUUAGCAAGGACACAAUUACAAACAAUAUAUAUCAUGACCACUGAACAGAAGGAAGUGAAACCAAGUAAUGAACAUGUGACGUUAAAAGUAACUGGUGAUGAUGGUUCAACGAUAAGCUUCAAGAUCAGGCGCAGGACAAAGUUAGCUAAACUCAUGGAUGCCUACAGGGACAAACAGGGUUUGAGGGGACAGCUGCGUUUCCGAUAUGAUGGCCAGCCAGUAAACGAAGAUGACACACCAGAGACUCUUGAUAUGGAGGAUGAAGACCAGCUUGAGGCAUAUCAAGAGCAGACCGGUGGUAGGGGGUAGGCUUGGACUCAUUUCUGAUGAAUCAUUAGUUCCAAUUGUUCCGCAACCUACAUGUGCAUCUUCACAAGAAUGUCAGAGACCAGCAAUGUAGCAAUUAUUUGAUUGUAGUUUUUAAAUGCCCUAAAUGAUCGACUGAUACAGUUCAACAAAUUAACCCAUGUGAGAUGCUGCAGAGUCGGUGUGUUGAAAGUCUGGCACUCUAGUUAUGUUCCUCAACUUAAUUAUCCCUUUUUGCAAAUUUGUUUCUCUGAUUUUGUCUUUGGCUUAUGUGUCUUAUUUAAUCAUAGUUUGUGCCAAAGUAUCAUUUAAAUUGCCUAAAACCUGGUUUUUUGUAAAUAAUUGUCAAGUGAGUUGAUGGGUACGGUGUCACAUGACAUCAUUUCUGCAGUAAGACAUAUGCACGUGCAGGUUGUGGAUAAGUCCCUCAUUUCUUUUGUGUAUAAAUGUCUGUGGACACUCUGAAAAUUUGUACAAUAUUAUGGAUGUAGCACUACUUUUUGUCCAGUUAUAGUAACUUUGAAAUUGUGUUCAUUGAAAUCACUUUGUAGCAUAGCUAAAUGACCAAAUACACAUCAGGAGAUUUCUCUUCACUCUACGAAGAAAAAAAAUAUUUAGAGAUGAAAAGGAUUUCAUAAAUUUGUCAUUUAAUAUGAAGUUGAGACGCUCUUAGAAUCUGUUGUAUCUGCUCAUGGAUUGAUUUGAGGAGAUGGUUAUAUCACAUAAAAGUCAUGCAUUCACAAAAGAGUUUUA